This is a messenger RNA of Macrobrachium nipponense, 3229 nucleotides long. RefSeq names its product histidine decarboxylase-like (gene Hdc). NCBI's taxonomy places the organism in Eukaryota, Metazoa, Arthropoda, Malacostraca, Decapoda, Palaemonidae. Gene Ontology annotation, biological process: histamine biosynthetic process; L-histidine catabolic process. Gene Ontology annotation, cellular component: cytoplasm. The transcript has 19 exons. Gene Ontology annotation, molecular function: histidine decarboxylase activity; pyridoxal phosphate binding. The coding region runs from base 190 to 2364 and encodes 724 amino acids. The record is from RefSeq and is a predicted model, not a curated record.
GGAUGAGAGCAGACCUGUAGAGCAUUCGAGUGCGCCCCUUCCUUCGGAACACAUCAAUUCCCUCCCAACUUAUUAUCCGGGUGAGCAGUACCGGGAUUACUCUUCGUAUUUCCCUGUCCAGUGAAGCAAUCGGCAAUAACUGCUCCGCCGACUCAUCUAGGUAACUGCACGACAAACCAGGCAGUUGAUAUGCCGCGUGCCAGGUGUAGUGACGAGCUCUCUACUAUGCACUCGAAGACGACCAAGCCCAACAAUAAUGCUGAGCUGCCUGUUAUGGACGCUGAAGAAUAUCGGAAAUGGGGGAAACGCAUCGUGGACGAGGUGGCCUCCUACCUCACGAACAUCCGAGAGCGGAGAGUCCUACCGGACGUCAAGCCCGGUUACAUGAGGUCCCUCGUUCCCGAUCACGCUCCCGAGGACCCUGAGCCCUUCACGAACAUCUACACGGAUGUAGAGGAUGUCAUUAUGCCUGGUAUGAUGCACUGGCAAAGCCCCCACAACCACGCCUACUUCCCAGCUCUGCUCAGUUACCCUUCCAUGUUAGCAGAUAUGGUUGCAAAUUCCAUCAAUUGCAUAGGUUUUACGUGGGCAUCCUCGCCCGCUGCUACAGAACUGGAAAUGAUCGUGAUGGACUGGCUGGCUAAAAUGAUAGAUCUCCCCGAACACUUCUUGCACAGCAACAAAGAAUCUCAUGGUGGCGGCGUCAUUCAGACCACAGCAUCAGAGGCUACCUUUGUAAGUGUGCUCGCGGCAAGAACAGAAGCCAUCGGGAAAGUUUUGGCUGAAUUGGGGGUACUCGGUGACCCUGCGCGAGAAGAGGCUGCGAAAUACGACACCUUCUCAAGGCUCGUGGCAUAUUGUAGCAAUCAGGCUCAUUCGUCCGUGGAAAAGGCUGGGCUAAUAGGCUUCGUCAGGCUAAGACUGGUGGACUCCGACGAGAACCUUUCGAUGCGACCCGACGAACUUGUGAGAUUGAUCGAAGAGGACAGGAAAGAAGGAUACAUCCCUUUCUAUGUAUGUGCUACGCUUGGGACAACCGGAUCAUGCUCUUUCGACAACUUAGAAGAAAUCGGUCCUAUCUGCAAGGAGAAUGACAUGUGGCUUCAUGUGGAUGCAGCCUACGCUGGGGCAGCUUUCAUUUGCCCCGAAUUCCGGAUUUUCAUGAAGGGCAUAGAAUGGGCGCACUCAAUAGCCUUCAAUCCUUCCAAAUGGCUUAUGGUUCACUUUGACUGCACCGCCAUGUGGGUGAAAGACAGCCAGGCACUCCAUCGUUCUUUCAACGUAGAUCCAAUCUACCUCCAACACGAGAAUACAGGCCUUGCUAUCGAUUUCAUGCAUUGGCAGGUGGGACUGAGCAAACGGUUCCGAUCCCUGAAACUCUGGUGGGUCAUUCGAAGUUUCGGUGUCAAGGGGUUGCAGAAGAACAUACGAGAGAACGUCCGACUGGCAGCCAAAUUCGAAGCUUUCGUGAGAUCUGACCCCAGGUUCGAGAUCCCAGCAGCCCGACACUUGGGCUUGGUCGUCUUCAGGCUGAAGGGUGAGAACGAACUGACGGAAAAGCUUCUGAAGAAGAUGAACUCCGAGGGCAAAGUUCACUGCGUCCCUGCUUCCCUCAAGGGGAAAUACGUCAUAAGAUUCUGUGUUACUUCUCAGUACACCACAGUCGAAGAUCUGACUCGGGACUGGAGUAUCAUCAGGACCACAGCUUCCGAGAUUCUCUCUCAGACGCCAGCAGAAGAACACAGAACUCGAGUCUUUCUCAAGGACACUCGCAAGAACCCAGACUUUGGCACCUCGCUGUUGUUGGCCAAUUCGCCAAUGUCCCCCAAAAUCGUCAACGGAUCAUUCGCUGCCAUCUUUGACAACAGCGACGUCCUCUUCGAAUUCGCUAAGAAGUUGCAGCAACUCAAACUGGAUGUCCAAGAUUCGCCCGGGAAAGCAAUGCGGCGACGAAUCAAGGGGAUGCUGAUGGCUGGAAAGCAGUAUUCCCUGGACUCUAGGAUGGAUCUGGUCACGACGCUGGUCAGCUCGACCAAGACGGCCAACGGGAUGCCCACCAUGCGGGAGAACAGCAUGGAGGCGCAGGAGUAUUACGAGCGUGGCGAAAUGCUGGAUUCAGCUGUCCAGACCGACGACAUCUGCAGUCCCGGAAGCCGACGACGUUCCAAGAGCGUAGACGACGGAAUAUCCGUCCCUGACCUGAAGGGGGUCACCCUUGACGACUCCAUCAACGAGGCCGACCUGGAGGACGAGUCCUCCUCCUCCUCCCCCUCGCCAGAGGCCGAAACUCGACACUCGACUCGCCAGAUGAACGGGAGAAGCAAUUCCUGCCAUCAAUGCGGGGCAACGAUUCCAACUAUGUAAAAGAGGAUGGUGAAGGGCGUGAGCAGACGACUCUUCUUCAUUCAGAGGUCUUCUUAAGAGGCUUUCUCGGAUGGAAGAUAGGAAGAAAAAGAGCAAGAACAAGAACGAGGAGAAGGAGGAGAAGGAGAAGGAGAAGGAGAAGAUGAAGAACUGAGGGGCAGUAGAAUGGGGAAGGGGGUAAUGAGUGAUCAUCACGUCGUCAUGUGAUUGGACAUUUAUAUUUUCGAAGCAAUUGGUGUUUAUGAGAGCGACCGAUGAGGUCAUAUCUUUAUCAUGGUAUCUUUUAAAAUUUCCAUAUUUACCGUCGUAACAUUCUCAACUCUUAUAGGAAUUUGCGUUGGUAAUUGGCAAGUACUUGAUCAAACUCGUUAAGUUUGGGGAUUCCUUGCUAUGCUGGACAAAAGAGAUAUAUUCCCGAAUUUCGGAAUGAACUUUGCCAGGUCUCAUAGACCUAGUAUGAUGUUGCAGAAGUUGCUUGUAUUAUUUCCGUUCAUUCAAGCGAUAAAAAUGAAACAUUGCAAAUCUUUAGCAAUUCACAUCUUAUUCCAGAUCUCCAAUAUUCCUCAGUAAAAACAUAUAUACCUAAUUUAUAUCGUCUCCAUAGAUGCAUAAUAGUAUUCCCAUAUCAUUUGCCCCGUAUCUCUUAUUAAUAGUUGUGUUAUGUGAGCAGAAAAGUAUUAGGGCAAAUAUUCUUCUACUUACUUUUAUGUCCUAUAAAGCGCUUAUUGCACUGACAUUAAUAUAAGCACAGAGGAAAUAAAGCAGGAAUUAUAAAACUAUAUUAUAUUGUAAAAAUGCGACAAAAAUAUUUUCCAAGACGAAUGUCAUUAUCAUUAUUACUAUUGUUAUAUAUUAGGAGGAGGAG